Messenger RNA from Blumeria graminis f. sp. triticale, 2415 nucleotides. The record is from the annotation of a GenBank genome assembly. NCBI's taxonomy places the organism in Eukaryota, Fungi, Ascomycota, Leotiomycetes, Helotiales, Erysiphaceae.
AUGUCAUCUCACAACAAGAUGAGCCUUUCCGAGGAACUCUACGUCUGUAUUAAUCAACGUCCUCUCACAAGACUGCGUGCUCGAUUUAGGCAAAAUUACGAUAAUGCAGCUAACCCAAUGGGAGCAAUUCAUAAAUUGUUAAAUAAACUUGUAGGAUACACAAUCGGGUUCGACGAUAACGCCCACAUCCAUUUGCUUCAAGGCCAAAUUUAUGAUAUAUGCGGCAAAAUCACUCGCAAUAAGGUUUUUCUACCCGAUUUCAAAAACUUCGUCGAUUUAAUUGCCUCUGAUGCCAGCGACCGUGAAUGUUGGUCUGAACUCAUUGCUUUAGUUGAUGAUCUUACCUAUGAGGAACCACAGUCAUUUACGGACAUGAUGAUUCCAAUAAUUGAAGAAAACACAACAACUACCUACACGCGGAGCACUUCAGAGAUUCCCAACUACGACGCAACUUGCCUUUCUCUCACUGUAGCGCUCAAGAUAGAACUUACAAACAAUAUUUACAAAAGUGUUGGUAAUUUUUGGGAGGUUUAUUUUGAGAAUGAAAGGUGGUCUCAAACUACAACGCGAAUCUGGGAGUGCUAUCAAGAUAAUAACCAAUGUCAACCCUAUGUUUUCCACCAAAACAUGAACGAAACUGAACUCCGGGCCUGGUUUUACACCUUCUUCGACCGUUACUUGAAACAGUUUACGCUCCCCCACGAGUUAAAUACGUCAGAAUCAACUUUCAUCCGCACGCCAAAUGAUCCUACUGCGCGUGGCAAAUUUUGUCAUACGACUCACUUCAAUCAGCUUGAGGGCGCAAAGAGUCGACAAAAGCUCGACUUUUUUAUUGAAGUCGCCGAUCUAGCCGGGGGGAGUAAACAUCAUUGGAGAGAUAUUAGGGUGAUAGGCGAAUUCACCAAGUCCGCUGGUCUGAAAGGUGUCAAGUUCCACCAGCUCACGAGGUACAUUCGUGAAAUAUUCUACGCACAGCCAUUGCGUCGAUUUGUGCAUGGAUUUGUUGUUCACAAACUGCAUGCUGAGUUCUGGGUAGUUGAUCGAUCGGGUGCAUAUAGCUCGGGCGAAAUCAGUCUGAUUGAAAGCGAAGAAAAACUGGUUCGAGCUAUUUCUUCAUACAUGUUCAUGAGCGACGAAGAACUUGGGCUUGAUACGACUAUUUUUCGUAAAGAUGGUCUAUCAUUCGUUACCAUUCGAGAAGGUGAUGAGCCGGCUGAUAAUGAGAUCGAAAUUAUGCCCGAGCCAAUCUAUAGACCAGAGACAAUAGUAUCACGGGCAAAUCUUUGCCACCGGACGAAGGAUGACUUGUUUAUGGUCAAGUUUUCGUGGGGGUCGGGAGCAGAACGAUCCGAAAUAGAUUAUCUGAAACUGGCAAAACCAGUGAAUGGUGUCGUGAACUUAGUGUGGGACAAGGUGUUGCAUGAAGUGGAAGCCCACCGAGCUGGGCUAGAUUUCUCAAUGGCAUUUAAGGUCUCGAUUAAAAACAACAAAUGGUGCCUUUCCAGAGGCCUUCAGAAUGAAUCACAGACAACACCGGGCUAUUUCCGCAAACGUAAGCUUACUUUAGCAAUACUUUCGCCAAAUGGACGCCCCCUUAAAUCUAGUCGAUCGCUCCGAGAGUUUUUAAGUUGUAUUCUUGAUGCCAUAAUUGGCCAUCGUGAUCUUUACAAUGACGCAAAGGUCCUUCACGGUGAUGUUUCUGAGGGAAACAUUAUUUUGACCAAGCCCGACGAAAACGGAAAAUCAGAGGAUACUCUUAUUGACCUGGACAUGUCAACUUCGGUCGAUGGCAAGGUAGAUGAGAAAGAAGAAAUGAAAAUAAUCGGUACUGUCAAGUACAUGGCAAUUGAGUUACUGAAAAACAUGAGCGAAGAUAAGUAUAGCAUCAAGAAAUCGUGUCGUUACGAUCUCGAGUCAUUUUUUUACGUUUUUCUUGUGGGAUGCCUGCGGUAUGGUCGUCCAAGCUCAGAGCCAGCAAACUUGAACGGCUGGUAUACAGACGAUCUAUUAACGAACUAUAACACGAAGAGAAUAGAUAUUACUGUGGGCUUCGAGAAAAAUAUCAUAGAUCAUUUUUCGCCAAGUUUUGACGCAGUCAAGGAAUUGGCAAGGGAUUUUCGCAAGAUUUUGUUUGGAAGUAAUCUAGAUCAGUUCAUCUCAAAGCCUAACUCCGUAGAACUUUACGAUCCAAUUAUUCAUGCGUUUAAAAACGUUAUAACACAAAUUGACGAGGGCCAUAUCAAAAACGAGAAUUUAGACUUACCAGCUGUGAAAAAGAGAAUGAGACGGACAAAUUCAAGGGGAGGAUCAAUGGUCAAGCCGAGCAGGACGAAAUCAAGGGGAGUAUCAGCGCUCAUUUCAAAGACGAAAUCAAGGAGAGGAACUAGGCUUCAGCCCAGAAACACUCAGUCAUAA